CCGAGGAAGUAUACUGUUGAAGAACUAUGUUCCAAUACAGUGUGUUUAAACAACGGAACUUGUGUGGUGGAAGGAUAUGUUCCAAGGUGUGAUUGUCCACUUGGCACUAUGGGUAGCAGAUGUGAAAAAUAUGUUACCGUUCGUUUCCCUAAUUUCUAUGGUAUUGGUUAUCUUGGUCUUCCAGUAUUAAAAGAUGGUUAUAAAGAAUUUGCCAUCGUGAUUGAAUUCAGACCUCAGGCCCAGAAUGGUCUAUUAUUAUUUUCUUCAGAAUCAGAAUCAGCUAAAUCUGAUUUCUUUUCUAUUACAUUAGUGGAUGGUUUUGUAGAGUUCAGAUUUGAUUGUGGUACUGGUAUGGGUAUUAUAAGAAGUCAAGAUAUGGUAACAAUAGGAGAUUGGAACCGAGUAGCUGUGUUUAGAAUUGAUAAUACAGCAACCAUUAGAUUGAACAAUCAAAAUCCUGUAGAGGGAACUGCCAAGGGUGCAUUUUCUCGUAUAACAUUACGACUGAAUACAUAUCUUGGUGGUUAUAGUAAUAUGAGUAAUAUAGAAUCUAGAGUUGGUACCAGAAAGAGGUUUAUUGGCUGCGUACAAGAAGUUGUUAUUAAUGGCUAUAGAUAUGAUAUGAGGAAGGCUGAUAUUGUGGGUGAUACAGAAUUUGGUGUCAAUGUUGGUGAAUGUAGUGAAGGUAUUUGUGAAGCUGUUAUUUGUAAUAAUGGUGGUACAUGUAGUAUAAAAUCAGCCGACACUCAUGUUUGUUUAUGUCCAUUAGGAUUUUCAGGAAAUACUUGUGAAAAACGACAUGAAAUUCAUAUUCCAAGAUUUAGUGGACAUGCCUAUUUACAAUAUGAAGGUUUAGGACGAACAGUAUUGACCUAUACUGAUAUAGAAAUAGUGUUUAAACCUACUACUGGAGAAGGUUUAUUGUUAUAUAAUGGUUAUACUAAAGAUAGAAAGGGAGAUUUUAUAUCUCUAGCAUUGAGAGAUAGUUAUCUGGAAUUUAGGUUUGAUUUAGGUACAGGACCAGCUAAAAUCAGGAGUUUGAAACCAUUAGAAUUAAAUGUGUGGCAUGUAGUGCGAGUAGAAAGAACUGGACUACAGGGUACACUAGUUGUUGAUGAUCAGUUAGAAAUGGAAGGUGAUGCUCAAGGUGCCUACACUCAGUUAACACUGCUAGAAAACCUGUUUAUUGGUGGUCAUAGUAAUUAUGAUGAAACAUCUAAACAUGUCAAUAUGACAUCAUCAUUUUCUGGUUGUAUUCAAAAGGUUGUUAUCAACAAGAAACCAGUAGAUAUAAUGGAAUCAGCUAUUGAUGGUGUUAAUAUAGAACCAUGUGAACACCCUUGUGAUGGUGAACCAUGUAUGAACGGUGGAGAGUGUAUACCACAUCAUGAUAUAUAUCAGUGUUAUUGUCCUCUUGGUUUCUCCAACACCAACUGUGAACAUAAAAUGAGAAAAUUACCUACUAAACCUAUGUUUAAUGGAGCUGCCUUCUUAAUUUACACAGAUAAAAAGGUCGUCAAAAGGGUAAUUGGUAGUAAAAUAGAUCUACAAAUGUAUAUUAAACCAAGAGAUAGAAAUGGUCUCUUGUUUUGGACUGGACAAGAUCACAUGACCACCACCAGCGAUUUUAUAGCUCUUGGAUUCCGAGACGGUAGUCUACAGUUCCGCUUCAAUUUAGGUAGUGGAGAAGCUGUUAUUGGUUAUAAUAAUUCUGCACUCUUUGAUGGUUCCUGGCAUUUCAUAAGAGCCCAAAGAGAUAAACAAGAUGCCUAUUUAGAAAUUGAUGGUGUUGAAAUAGUAGAAGGUAGUUCACCUGGUAGUUAUACUAUAUUAAAUACCAAUAAAAUACUAUAUUUGGGAGGAAUGCCAGAUGUGUCAGAGAAAACUCUGGGAAUUUUUUCUACUGGUUAUUCCGGUUGUAUCAAAGAUGUCAAAUUAGCCACAGAUUUUAAAUUGAAAUUAAUUGGACAUGCUCAGAGUGGCCGUAAUGUGAAUCAGUGUACUUCACGUAGAUUGUGA
Molecule: messenger RNA, 2019 nt
Organism: Lottia gigantea (owl limpet)
Lineage: Eukaryota; Metazoa; Mollusca; Gastropoda; Lottiidae
Exons: 12
Coding region: 109-2019 (636 amino acids)
Molecular function (GO): calcium ion binding
Source: RefSeq, a predicted model, not a curated record